Molecule: messenger RNA, 2382 nt
Organism: Cercopithifilaria johnstoni
Lineage: Eukaryota; Metazoa; Nematoda; Chromadorea; Rhabditida; Onchocercidae
Source: the annotation of a GenBank genome assembly
AUGGAAGAUGAUAACGCUAUUGAUAUUUACAAAUGGAUGUUUUCUACUAACAGUGACGAUAACUUCUAUGAUCAAAUGGAAAUGGAAAGCAACGGAACGUUGAAGAAAGUUGAGCUCAAGAUUCGGAGUAAUGUGUUGGGUGUGCGUUAUUGCAAAGAACCUAUUGAACCAAUGAUUAUUGUGUUAGAGAAAGUAUAUUUGGAAACACUUCCGGAUAAAGAUGGCAAAUUCCCAUUCGUACUGAAUCUCGAUUCUGGAUCAGUAACAUUCUUUUCAAAGAGCGAAAAGCAACGAGAGGAGUGGAUGGUAAAGAUGUCAACUUGUUCGCAUAGAAUAGCUCAGGCAGAGCUCGAUGAAGUAGCUGAUAAUUUUUUUAACACUUGCACCGUUAAUGCUUUUACUCCUUCUGCAUCCAACUCGAUGAAUUCCUUUUAUUUGACUAAUCCCGUGAAGAAGACUUAUAAAUUCUCUAUAUCGCAGAAUGUUAGUCUGCACUCUCGAAAGAUCAUGUGCGAAGAAGUGAUGUGGGAGAGCAAGUUAUGCACAACAUUACCUAUACAGCUGGUGAAAUUGUACCUAAAAUGGUGUAAUGAAAUGAGUGAACAGUUGAAGAGCCGUUUGUGGUGUUUACCUAAUGAGUAUCUGGAUCCAGUUCACGACUGCCUUAGGCAUUUAUCCACCAAUCAAGAGAUCUUCGUGAAUUCGUUGGAAUUCCUUGAAUCCUACGCUGGUCCUUCUUUUCGUUCCUCCAUGGAGAAGUUCCGUGUUGCCUUCGCAUCUGUGCCUACUAAUUUGCAUCUACAACAGUUUUUCAUUGAGGGACAUGUCUAUAGUUACCUCACCGCUGGCACUACCAGUGCCAUUCCUCUUCGUUUCGCGCAUGGUGGCUUAACAAAGCAGCGUGACUCACUCUGUAGUUCAGUGAACAAUCCAAAACAAGUCGAUCAUAUCCUCGAUUGCCGAUUUUACCGCAGACGUCGAGUUUUGCAAGCUGCGAAAUGUACGAUCGGUGAACUGUCAAGGAAAAUCGAAACUGAAUGGCAAAUUGCAGACUUCGGUAAAGUGGACAAAACUGGUAUACAAUUAAUGACUGAUAUAAAACAACUCCAUGAAAAUUUGAUUGAUUUAAUUGGCUCUUUCCCAGUUGUAUCUACAUUGAUCGAUUAUCUCUUUCAUUGGUCUCGAACUCAAAGUUCCACCACACGAUUAUUUCUUGAAAAGGAAAGACAUGUUAUACCGGAUGGUUUAGAUAGUCAGCUCGAUACAAUAGAAGCUUUUCUGAUCAGUUUGAAUACCAAAAUGGCAGUUAUCGAUUCUGUGCCCAAUAAUGAAGAUUCUAGGAAAGAGUACAUGAAUAAUGCAAGGCAAACUUUUAAUUCUGUUCUUGAUGCACUGUUGCAGCUGACGGAAAGCCUUCUUGAUGCUCAACUUUUAGGCUUGGUUUUGGCAUUAAGAAAGUCCAGUGACUGCCAACUCUAUUUUCAUAUCCAACUAAGAAGUGAUCUGGUGUUGUCUCAAGCAGUUACCAUAGUGACAACUGGAUUACUAGCUCUUUUGGAGCAGGAAUCAGCAGAACUGCCAGAUUGGUCCACUAUUGCUCCACUUGUCACUGUAUUUUCCUUCUUGUCUUGUUACGGGGACGAGCGAGGCAUGAUGGAAGAUGCAAGGGAAUGUUGGGCAUCCUUACACGACCGAGUUUUAUUCAAAUUUCUUCAUGCUACCUCAUCCGUUGCAUCGGUUUGCGUACCAACGGUUAGUGGCGACCGCUCAAAACUUAUCAUCCAAGUGCCUUUGCCACAUAGUGUACAUCAGAAUUUGUCGGAACCUCUUCGAUCGGGCUGUACAUUCAGCGUGAAUACGGUGUUCUGGAAUCUGGGCAUCAAUCAUGAAGCUACAUUCUCUCAGUCAAUUGCAGGCGAUAGCUCAUUGGAACCGUCCAUAAAUCUGGCUGCUGUUAAAGCGUUGGCUUCCUAUACUUCGACCCUGAAGGAUGUAUCACACACUGCUGAGGAGCUUGUUGCCGAACUUACCGCCACCGUAGAGGCUAAUCCGACUAACAAGAAUAUAUCAAUCUUCCGAUUAGUGAUGGCUGCGAAUGCUGCGCUUCAUGGAAUCUCAGUACUUUGUUGCAAGAGUGGAAAGGACCGUACUUCGAUGGCCAUCACUUAUGAAGAAGGGCGAAUCAUACGUGAGAACUGUGGUGUCACUGCUGAGCAGAUGGGAGAAAUGAUUGUUUGCCUUCGCCGAGAGGGUGUACGACGUGAAAAUUGUCGCAAAAACAUUGGAAAAGCAUUGUAUUCGUUCUCACCUUUCCAGAUGAAUUUCAUUCCCAAAGAGUUUCGCCCUCCUUCGGGCACUUUUGCACAGGGAAUCGCCAGCUGA